GGCAGCGAGAGCAGCACAACGUUUGCUGCCACACACAACACAACAGAGCUUGUGUUCGAAGCGAAGACGAAAGUAUUUCAUGCGCGCCGCAAUCAAAGUCGAGCCUCGAGAUACAAUCGCAAGUGUUGGUAAUAAAAUGUGCUACUAGGCGUAUACGUGAUAGUUUACACAAGAAGUAACUCAACUCGACACAAAAACAUCCAAAAGCAACAGCAAACAACAAAUUUGAGACGCUUUCUGCAUGGCAAAAUGAAUACCACAACCACCAUAAUGACAUUGAAAUGGCGUCAGAAAUUCAAAAGCAGAAAAAGGCCAAAGAAACUGAAACAACAACAAGAACAACAACGAAUAAAUGGAACAAACACUGCCCAAACAACAGCAAUUGCAAAUGAAUCAGCAACAACAGCAACACCAACAACAACAACAAGAAAAACCAAAACAAAAACAAAAUUAUUCAGACUGAGGGAGGUCAUGGAACAUUGGCGGGAUCACAGCAAACGGCAGUCAAAUGAACGCCACAAAACUGUCACACAAAUGUUACAAAUGCCAACAACAACAAGGACAACAACAACAACAAGAAGGACAAGGACAGCAACAGCAACUGCAACACAAUGUCAUGCAAUUAAGGCUUCCAGCUGUAGCAGCGACCAUUGUCAUUUGCCUCAGCUUCAGCUUCAACGUCAGCUUCAACGUCAACGUCAUCCAUUUGCGACGCUGACGUCAACGUCGACGCUGACUUUGCUGCUCUCGCUGGCCGCAACAGCAGCCAUUGCAGCCGCAACAGCAACAGCAGCAGCGGCAGCAGCAGCCGCCUCCACAUCGAAUGCCAUGCCGGUUGCUGCCAGUUUGCUUGGGUCAGGUGGCUCAGGCUCAGGUUCAGGUUGCUCCCUGUCCGAGUUUAAUUGCUCCAAUGGACGCUGCGUGCCGCUCAGCAAAUUCUGCAAUAACAACAACGAUUGCGGUGAUGGCAGCGACGAGCCACGCUUCUGCACACGUUGUAAUCGCACCUACUACGGCGAUAUUGGACAGACGUAUGCCCUGGAGCUGCAUCGACCCAAGCAGGAUCGGGUGCCGUUUGUUUGUGUGCUCACGUUCACAGCGGCGGGCGGCCAACAUGGCGACGUAGUGCAGGUCACAUUGGACAGCUUCACCAUUGGACGCUUCACCAGCUACGUGCACGAGGGUUGUCCCGAUGGCUUCAUGCAGAUUGCCGAAUCGGCACGCACCCCCAUCGGUGGCAUGUGGUGCGGCAGCUCGUGGGGACCCGUGCUCUUCUACAGCGAGACCAGGUCCUUGAUAUUCACCAUCAAGCUGAACAGACUGGCAAGGGAUCAAAGCGGCUACAACUUUGACUUUCGCAUUAGGUACAAGGUGCUGUCCAAGGACAGUUCCGUGACGCGCUACGGCGGCAUUAAGCUGGCAGAGCUUAAUCAGUGGCACAAUCGAAGCAGUCUGCUCAGCCAACAGCAGCAGCAGCAACAACAGCAACAGGGAAGUCAGGAUGAUUUUACCAGCUCGAGCGGAGCUCGUUCGGAUCGUUAUGGUCAGGACUUUAGUUUGUUCAGCGCGUAUGCGAAUAAUAAAACCUUCAUGGACUCACUGGAGAAACCGCUCAUCAAGGACGAACACAACUACACGGAACCCAAGUAUUAUUUGGGCGACCUCAUACCCGGCACGUAUUGUUCACGCAUCUUUAGCGACUGCGAUAAGAAACCGUGUCGCCUGCAAUCGCCAAACUAUCCGGGCAUCUAUCCCCGCAAUCUCACCUGCUAUUAUGCUGUUCGACAGCACGAUGUGCCCCAUGGCAAACAUGCGCUGAUACUGGUCAAACAGCCCAAGGGGAAUCUGGUGUGGAUCUCGACACAGGAAACGGCGAACAGCAACAAAAUGUCCUCGGCAACAUCUGGCGGCGACAAGGAUAAGAAAUUUGAGCCGAGGCUGAAAACAUGGAACGACUGCGAUUACAUUCAGGAAAAUGUAAAACCCAAAUGGAAAUCAACGGACUACGUGACCGUAUACGAUGGCUACACCACACGUGACCCCAUCAUUUUGAAGUUCUGCGGCGGUGGUCAGGCUGUGCCCGCGGCUGUCUCCAGUGGCCCGGAGCUGUUGGUCGAGUUCAGCACGUCGCCGUUUGGCACCUUCACCGGCACCUCAUCGCAACUGCUGCCGCUCUACGGUUUUCAGCUGGAGGUUGAGGUGCAAUUUGUCGACAUACAAAGUCCAACGUACUCGAAGAACAAGAAACCCUGCGAGUUCUGGAUUCGAGGCGCUGGUCGCGGCAUUCUCGAGAAUCCCAAGCACUCGCUGGCCCCCAACUCAACGUGUCUCUAUCAUCUCCAAGGCAUGGGCGUCUUCAAGACCUUCGAUCAUCUGAGUUUGUCGCGUCGCACCAACAGUCCUUCGGGAAUGCAUCAACCGUUGUCCCGCUUCAAGGUCUGGAUCUCGGUGCUCAAGUUCAAUUUGGAUCCCGAGUUCGGUCAGAUCGAUGAGACUUCGGUGGGUGCCAUUGGUGUGCUGCAAACCCAGGAAGAUUGCAGCGGCAUGCUCCGCAUCUGGGAUGGAACGCUCCGCGACGCUCCCGUCUGCAAGGAUCUCAACUGCAUCAGCGAAACAAGCAGCUACUCCGCCUUGGGACACUAUUCGCACAACACCACAAAUGUCAUCGCUCGCUUUUGCCGAGGCACAAUUCCACGCACCUGCGACAGAUCGAACAUCAAUGAAACCUACGCUCGUCCUUGCACCAUCUCCGAAAGUUAUGUGUCCAGCAGCGAUGCCAUCACGCUUGAGCUGCGCAACACCGAGUCCACAGUGCUCAGACCUCUGGACUUUAAGCUAAAGUACGAGUUCAUUGAUCUGCAUCAGGAUGGUUUGCCUCAAGGUGGCGGCGAACUCGACUGCAAUCGUAAGUUUGUCAGCAGCCUCAUGGAUCGCAAGGAUCCGGCCAUCUUCCGCAGCGUGCGGAACAUCUUUCUCUUUGGCCGAGGAGGCACUCGACAUCUCAAGUGCGUCUAUCGCUUUGAGGCGUUGCGUGGCGAGCGAGUGAGGAUUAAGCUGCGCAAGGUGACCACGUCGAAUCGUCCUUGUUAUGCACGCCUUGAUGAGGACAUCAAUCGUUCCUUUUGCUACGGCGACACCAAUGUGCGAGUGGAGAUCUUUGAACGUCCUUAUCCGGAUUCCAUAUUGUUGCAUCGCGGUUGCGUUUGCAACUCUUCGAAUCAGACGCAUUUGCCUGUGGAAUACACUUCAACGGGACGCGAUGUGGAGGUGCACUUCAUAGCGCACAACAUGACGACGCUGGAUGAUCCCGAUACGGCCAACUUCGAGGGAAUGUUUGAGUUCGUGAAGGCGCCAACCAGCUGCAAAGAUGGCAGACGCAAGUUCGGACCGAGUGGCACCAUUGACAUGACUUUUGGAGAUAUUGAAUGUCGCUCUCGACCCUGGUUGAUAGAACCCUCCAAUGGCAACAAGUUUCUGUAUGUGCGCCUCAAGGCUAUCUUUCUGAGCAGACACAAUCCGAAGAAGACUCUGAAUGCGACUUAUUUGCAAACCAACAGUUGGUUGUGUGAGACCAAAUCACGCGUUGUGCUCACCACAUCGGAAGGUCUCACCAUUGUCGCCUGUCCUUUGAGUCCCGAUUCGAGUGCGUACGAGUUUGUGGAGAUCUUUAGCUCCGGCUGGAAUGAACGUCCCAACUUUGCGCUUAUCAAUCGCUCCAAGGCCAUCAGCGUUGAGUUUCUGCGUCCCACGAAUGGCGAAUUCACCUUCAACUGGAUGGAGUUGGUGCCACGACCCACGCUCAGCAUAGCUGAGGAUUGUCAGUUCAAGUGCGCCGAGCUGGGCGCCUGUGUGAAUGCGAGCAUUUGGUGUGACGGCAUCCGGCAUUGUCCUUCCGGCGAUGAUGAGGCCUUCCUGCAGUGCUCCGCUCUGAUGAAACUACCCGCCGAAAUACUUGCCACACUCUGUCUCAUCUUUGUGCUCUCGUGUUGUGCAUUCGCCGCCUUUGCUUACAAGAAAAUCAAACGGAAACUUCGCGGUUCUUCGGUGCUGCAGACGCGACUCAAAUCGCUCAGUUCCAUGGAUACGGCGGUGUUGGAUGAAAAGGAGGUGAUUUGCUGACAAAGCGACAAUUCUGUGCGUUAUGUUGAGAUCGAUCGUGUGACCACGGUCUGAUGCUCGACGGCCCCUAACGUACAGAAUUGUGCCCCGGAACUGAAACUGAAAACUGAAACCACUAAAAAAAUGAUACAGAAACUGAAACAGAAAAUCAAACAGAUAUCGAAGCGAAACGCAACAAGAAAAGGCAUCAAAAACCACAACCAAAACCAAA
Messenger RNA from Drosophila albomicans, 4330 nucleotides. RefSeq lists its product as uncharacterized. The transcript is spliced from 19 exons. The record is from RefSeq and is a predicted model, not a curated record. Lineage: Eukaryota; Metazoa; Arthropoda; Insecta; Diptera; Drosophilidae. Gene Ontology annotation, molecular function: protein binding. Gene Ontology annotation, cellular component: plasma membrane. The coding region runs from base 250 to 4119 and encodes 1289 amino acids.